Messenger RNA from Nyctereutes procyonoides (raccoon dog), 1386 nucleotides. RefSeq names its product heterogeneous nuclear ribonucleoprotein C-like. The record is from RefSeq and is a predicted model, not a curated record. The transcript has a single exon. Gene Ontology annotation, cellular component: nucleus. Lineage: Eukaryota; Metazoa; Chordata; Mammalia; Carnivora; Canidae. Gene Ontology annotation, molecular function: RNA binding. Bases 231 to 1097 code for a protein of 288 amino acids.
UUUGGGUGAAGAGACGAAGGCUGAGCGGUCGCGGCCGCGUCGUGGCCCUGGAGCAGCACUUGGCUUCUCUACGUAGAACCCGGGAGUGGGAGAUUCAGAAUCGAAUCCCUUCUCCCUCCCCCCAUCCUGUGAGAUUUUUUGGAUCUUCAGCUACAUUUUCGGCUUUGUGAGGAACCUUACCAUCAAAGACAACGGCCAGCAAUGUUUCCAACAAGACAGAUCCUCGCUCCAUGAACUCCCGUGUAUUCAUUGGGAAUCUCAAUACUCUUGUGGUCAAGAAAUCUGAUGUGGAGGCAAUCUUCUCAAAAUACGGCAAAACUGUGGGUUGCUCUGUUCAUAAAGGCUUUGCCUUCGUUCAGUAUGUGAAUGAGAGAAAUGCCCGGGCUGCUGUGGCAGGAGAGGACGGCAGAAUGGUUGCUGGCCAGGUUUUAGAUAUUGAUCUGGCUGCAGAGCCAAAAGUGAACCCAGGAAAAGCAGGUGUGAAACGAUCUGCAGCGGAGAUGUACGGGUCAGUUCCAGAACACCCUUCUCCGUGCCCUCUACUCAGCUCCUCUUUUGAUUUGGACUAUGACUUCCAACGAGAUUAUUAUGACAGGAUGUACGGUUACCCAGCACGUGUACCCCCUCCUCCUCCAAUUGCUCGCGCUGUGGUUCCCUCAAAACGUCACACCUCACCAAGGGGCAAAAGUGGCGUCAAUUCUAAGAGUGGACAGCGAGGAUCUUCUUCCAAGUCUGGAAAGUUGAAAGGAGAUGACCUUCAAACCAUUAAGAAGGAGUUGGCCCAGAUAAAACAAAAAGUGGAUUCUCUACUGGAAAGCCUGGAAAAAUUUGAGAAAGAACAGAGCAAACAAGGAGAGAUGAAGAAUGAUAAGUCAGAAGAGGAGCAGAGCAGCAGCUCCCUGAAGAAAGAUGAGGCUAAUGUGAAGAUGCAGUCUGAGGGGGGUGCAGAUGACUCUGCUGAGGAGGGGGACCUACUGGAUGAUGAUGAUAAUGAAGAUCGGGGGGAUGACCAGCUGGAGUUGAUCAAGGAUGAUGAAAAAGAGGCUGAGGAAGGAGAGGAUGACAGAGACAGCGCCAAUGGCGAGGAUGACUUUUAAGCACAUAGUGGGGUUUAGAAAUCUUGUCCCAUUAUUUCUUUACCUAGGCGCUUGUCUAAGAUCAAAAUUUUCACCAGAUCCUCUCCCCUAGUAUCUUCUUCAGCACAUGCUCACUGUUCUCCCCAUCCUUAUCCUUCGCAUGUUCAUUAAUUCAUAUUGCCCUGCGCCUAGUCCCAUUUUCACUUCCUUUGACGCUCCUAGUAGUUAUGUUAAGUCUUACCCUGUAAUUUUUGCUUUUAAUUUUGAUACCUCUUUAUGACUUAACAAUAAAAAGGAUGUGUGGUUUUUA